This is a messenger RNA of Trichophyton rubrum CBS 118892, 1317 nucleotides long. RefSeq lists its product as uncharacterized. Lineage: Eukaryota; Fungi; Ascomycota; Eurotiomycetes; Onygenales; Arthrodermataceae. The record is from RefSeq and is a predicted model, not a curated record. Bases 1 to 1317 code for a protein of 438 amino acids. Gene Ontology annotation, molecular function: phosphatase activity. The transcript has 2 exons.
AUGGGCAAGCCACGAUUAAUCAUCCUGAUCCGGCAUGGACAGUCAGAAGGGAACAAGAAUCGGGAGAUCCAUCAGACAGUCCCUGAUCAUCGCAUCAAACUUACUCCCGAAGGCCAUCGUCAGGCACUCGAAGCCGGCCGUAGGCUGCGUGAGAUGCUACGGCCCGAUGACAAGAUACACUUCUUCACAUCUCCAUACCAGCGGACGAGAGAGACGACAGAGGGAAUCCUCAAAUCUCUCACCUCCGAUGACCCUUCGCCGUCACCGUUCCCCCGCCAGGGCAUCCAAGUAUACGAAGAACCACGGCUGAGAGAGCAGGACUUUGGUAAUUUCCAACCAUGCUCUGAUGAGAUGGAGCGCAUGUGGCAGGAGCGUGCAGACUAUGGGCAUUUCUUCUACCGUAUUCCCAACGGGGAGUCCGCGGCGGAUGCAUACGAUCGAGUGAGCGGCUUCAACGAGUCUCUAUGGCGGUUAUUUGGAGAUGACGACUUUGCCAGCGUCUGCGUGCUGGUCACCCAUGGCCUCAUGACUCGCAUUUUCUUAAUGAAGUGGUAUCAUUUCAGUGUUGAAUACUUUGAGGAUCUCCGGAAUAUUAAUCAUUGCGAGUUUGUGGUUAUGCAGAAGAACCCGGACAACGGGAAAUACAUUCUACGGAACAAGCUGCGGACAUGGUCUGAGCUGAAAAAGGAGAGAGAACGGGAGCGUGAAGCUAACAACAUGCCGUUAAUUUCUCCCAUAAGCCCGAGGAGAGUAUGGGGUGGAUGUCCAGAUGGGUGUGAUCAUGCUCGUCACAAGCACCGAGUGACAAAGAGGCUACUGCACCAGAGUACCUCAACGACCGGACUGGUGACCGGAGGUGAGAAGAACGGCAGCAUGGAGAAAGAAAUGGAACUAGACGACCGAUACCAGAAUGAUGACGGGGAUGAACAAGAGGACCAAGAUGAAGGGGACUCCGCGCUGGCGGAGCUGUGUGACCAGCCGGUUUUACAGAUCAAGUCCACUGUCUUAAUGAGCCAAGGAGCCAGGGCCGACAAGCCCCCUCGCACCGUAGAGGUACCAGAUCUAGGCGGUCGAGAUGCUGGAGGCUCAAAUAGUGGUGUAUCAACAGGCCACUCGUCACCCUUGCCAGAGAAGCAGGCCGGCUCUUCAGCCCCGACUAACAAUGGCGGUGGAAUCGCUCGCCAGGGUUCCGGCCUGAAGUAUACACAUCAGCGUGAUUUUGAUAGAGAUGACGACUAUCCCAAUGAAGACGAUGAGGAUUCAGAAGAUGAGCGUGCUAGGCUCGAAGAACAGAACGUCCAGGGAAGUGUAUACUAA